ACUUCUGUACUAACUUAAAUAUGUAAUUAUCCAAUUCAAUAUUACUAAUAAUUUACAGUAGUUUUAGUUCUACCCUAACACUAACCCCUUUUUUCAGGCGCCUAUGGAGAAGUAGCCUUGUUAUAAAUCUUACAACACAACUCACACCUGACUGGUGCACUGAUCCAAGCCACAGUGUGAAGUCUUGAUGCCUCCACUGCUGGCACCUGUUCCAGUGACCUCCACUGACUCCAGCCCUGUGGGCUGCACAUCCACAUCUGUCAACUCUACAUGAGUGCUUUUAAAAUACAUGAAGCCCUGCUGCAGCAUCGUUUAGAACUGAUUAAAGAGAGUGCUAACAGUGGCCACACCCCUUUGGUACAUACACCCACAGAUCAGAAAGAAAUGCUUAGGAAGUCCAAAGCCUCUACUAAACUUUGAAACACGCAUUUAAUCAAGUAAAACAGGAAACUAGUCUCUGUCUAAGACAAGCCAGUGAUAUCAGGUAGGUAUUCUGUGCACACAGUGCCUCCUUCUGGCAGAAAGAGACAUUUGCGCUAUUGCCAAAAACGUGUCAUUUAUUAAACUGUCCUUAUGACAAGAAGCAAGAGCUUGAAUUAAUCAAUAAUAGAACUAAGACACCUGAGAGUAGUGUGAGUACACAGGCGUCAUUUUAUGCAGUAAUAUUGUGUUUUUAAUAUAUGGAGGAAUGAACUGGUGUGAAUAGACUUAUUCUAUGAUGAUGCUGUAUAUAAUUAUAUUAUUAGACAGUAAUAUAUUACAUAAACAUUUGAAUGUUAACAUAGAAACGUGUUUUGAUAAAGUUUCAAAAAACUAAAAAAAAGCCUUAAUGAACUUUAGAGUUUUAACCUGAAAAUAGAAAUAAAUUGAUCCCCAACUACCCUUUAACAGGGACAACGGUCAAGAUAUUAGGAUAUAUUCAGAAAACUGGGUUUUAGGUUAGGGUGUGAGAAUGAUACACCGACAUAUCGCAAUAUUUUGUUUCACACACUGUAUCGAGUAUAUCGUAUGACCAGAAAUCCAUCCAUUCGGUUCAUAAUCCUAUUACAAAAAUUCAAAUACUGUAGAGUCCUGACAUACAGAGCUGGAUCUGUAAUCAGUACAGGGUUGGAAAAAAUAUGGGAAAUGUCAGAGACGAAUGUUUUGAACGAGUGUUUUGUUUUGUGGGGGCUGUUAGGGAGGCUCUGCCCUACUUCCAGCAAAAACCCUCGCACCGCCCCUGCUGUUGGUGAAGCAUCAGAAGGGAUUUAAUCGCAGCUGAAGUUGUCUGUUCAAACUGUCGGGUGCUGCGUUCAUUCUCGAAAGCUUCCCAAACUCGGCCUCUCUGCAGCGGACACAGAGGACGUUUUUCUCCGCGGUGUGACACGCUGCUCUCCUCUGCCUGGAUGCUGAUGAGCUGCGGCUAACGGCAGGAUGGGGCUCGGCAUCGCCAGUGGAGUCGUCCCGAAGCCUGGAUCUGUCCGUCUGCUGGGGCCUUUCUCUGGCCUCUGAACAAAAGCAUCUUUUUUUCAUCCGGAGCUGACUGGAGCUUUUGUGUGUUGCUGCUGCUGUUGUUGUUAUUCCUGGAGAAUUUUAUUAACAUGACGGUUUCCUGCGGCUCGACUGGAACGAUCCAGAAGGAAGCACAGCAGCAGCAGCAGCAGCAGCGGAGGCGGUGGAUCGAGAUGCUCCAGCACUGGGCGUCUGCCGGUGUCCAUCAGCAGCUCCAGAGAGACAGGAGUCCAGCACAGCUACAAGAGGACACGCACUGAAACCUGCCCGGAGACACGAGUCGACGCCUUACUGAAGCCCUCAAAUACACAGACACAGCCGAGCCCAUACAGAGCACCAGUGUUAACAGAGAUGAACCCACUGUUCGGGGCUCAAACCUCUGUCCAGCCCCUGACAUGACAUGACGUGACAUGACAUGAUAUGUUCCAGCAGGAAAGGGAGACGGAUUUACGGUCGGUUUCUGGCUUAUGGAGCCCGUAACAUGCGCAGAAAAGUGAACAGUGACACUGCUGGUGCUGAUGCUGAUGCUGCAGGUGCACCUCUGUAAAACUGCAACAGGCCUGUCUCUGUCUGUCUGUGUGUCUCACUGUGGAGGACAAGCAGUUCAACAGCAGAAUCCUGGAGGGGACCGGGGGUGAAACAAAGGGACCCUCAUCAACAUGGUGCGAUGUGGUUUGAAGUGUUCUUGUUUCUUGUGAACUGCAAAAGGGAAGCAACCACGAGGACCACGAAACAACCAGCUCACGGAGGAGGAGGAGGAGGAGGAGGAGGAAGAGGGACGGUGGUCAGUUUGGUGCUUGAAAGGAAAGUGAUAUGGGUGGGGAACCGUUCAGGAUGGCGAACGGUAACGAGAGCGUUGAAGGAUCUUCCGGCUCAUUGGCAGCAGUGGUGGCCACUGUAGGAGGUAUGGCAGCAGAGAGUCCUUCCUCUGCUGUCUCUACCUACAUCAAACUGGUGCUGCUCGGGCUAAUUAUCUGCAUUAGCCUAGUUGGCAACCUGGUAGUAUCCGUGCUGGUACUGCGGGACCGGAGCUUGCACAAGGCACCUUACUACUUUCUGCUGGACCUGUGCCUAGCCGACACCAUUCGCUCAGCCAUCUGCUUCCCAUUUGUGCUGGUGUCAAUAAAGAACGGCUCGGCCUGGACGUACAGUGUGCUGAGCUGCAAGGUGGUGGCCUUCAUGGCCGUGCUCUUCUGUUUCCACGCUGCCUUCAUGCUGUUCUGCAUCAGCGUAACUCGAUACAUGGCUAUCGCACACCACCGCUUCUACUCAAAGCGCAUGACGUUCUGGACGUGUGUGGCGGUGGUGUGCAUGGUGUGGACUCUGUCUGUGGCCAUGGCUUUCCCACCAGUGUUUGACGUGGGCACUUACAAAUUCAUCCGUGAAGAGGACCAGUGCAUAUUUGAGCACCGCUACUUUAAGGCUAACGAUACACUGGGCUUCAUGUUGAUGCUGGCUGUGCUUAUUUUGGCUACACACGUUGUCUACAUGAAGUUAAUCCUCUUUGAAUACAAGCACCGCAAAAUGAAGCCCAUCCAGAUGGUACCGGCCAUCAGUCAGAACUGGACCUUCCACGGCCCGGGAGCCACCGGCCAAGCAGCUGCCAAUUGGAUUGCGGGUUUCGGCAGGGGCCCGAUGCCGCCCACUUUGCUGGGCAUCCGGCAGAACUUACACAACCAGAACCGGCGCCUGCUGGGCAUGGAGGAGUUUAAAGCCGAGAAGCAGCUUGGCAGGAUGUUUUAUGUGAUCACCCUGCUGUUCCUGGUGCUCUGGUCACCGUAUAUAGUAGCCUGUUAUUGGAGGGUGUUUGUCAAGGCUUGCACAAUACCGCACCGGUACCUGUCGACCACUGUGUGGAUGAGUUUCGCUCAAGCCGGCGUCAACCCGAUUGUCUGUUUCUUCUUCAACAAAGACUUGAAGAAAGGGCUCCUUUCCCAUCUACCAGCCUGCUGCAGGACUAAACCUCAUCUGCCACGAGAGCCUUACUGCAUCAUGUAAACAUGGAUAUCGGAGAAUCCAAGGGCCAACCAAAAGAUGCAACGUAGGAACCUUUACACCAGUUACUGUGGUUUUGAUUUGAGUAUUGAGUGGUGAAUGGUGAAAACCCAGGCGUGGUAAGCAUGUAAACCCAUUUGCCAAGUCCAGUUAUUUUAACAGAAAACAUAAAUGGUCAUAUUAAUACUUUUGGUUGUGAUAAAAAAAAAAUCUUUUGCAAUAACAUGCAAAAAAUAUGCCAUUACUGUGGGAACCCAGCCAUAAAACACACCAUCAACAAGAGGAGCAAGAUACAAAAAAAAAAAAAAAAAAAAAAUCUAAAGUAGAUAAUUGUUGAUCAAGUUGUUACUGUGACUCAACAUUUCUAUUUUUUCUUCUGUGUUAAAUUCGUAGGAUCAGUGAUCAGUUUGAAAGAAAGAUGAAUCCGGUGGGUUUAAGUAAUGAGGAUUGGAUCGAGAAAAACAGCCAUUCAGCCUAAUUCCAAUAUAUAUCAAACUUUUACUACUAAAUUAGAAAAUAAUAUCCACGAAUUAGUGAGCUUUUAUAUUGUUUUGUUCGUUUUUACUUUUGAACCAAGUUUGGCCUGCUUGUUGUUUCUGCUGUUUCAGUGUUUACUGAAGUGAAUGUCAGCAUUAUUUCAAUAGAAGCUAAAAGCUACGGAUCCUUAAAUACAGGAAUCAAAACGUUUGUUUUGUGAAUAUUAUUUUAGAUCUCAAUUAGAAAGUUUUAAUUGAGUAGGAGUUAAUUAAUAUAAUGGGGCCAGGUAAUAAGACAUGGUGAUAAAUAAUUUCCAUUUAAGUCAGACUUGAGGGAUUACAAUUUGAGUUUAAAGUCUGAUUCACCCUGUAAACUGUAGUCAUCUAAGUGUUUUAUCAGUAAAAUGUGGUAAAGGUUCAGGAUGAGACCGUGAGACUUGUUCAUGGUCCGGGUGUUGUGAGUG
Cynoglossus semilaevis (tongue sole) is the source of this 4426-nucleotide messenger RNA. RefSeq names its product G protein-coupled receptor 173 (gene gpr173). The transcript has 2 exons. Gene Ontology annotation, molecular function: G protein-coupled receptor activity. The coding region runs from base 2305 to 3489 and encodes 394 amino acids. The record is from RefSeq and is a predicted model, not a curated record. Gene Ontology annotation, cellular component: plasma membrane. Gene Ontology annotation, biological process: G protein-coupled receptor signaling pathway. Lineage: Eukaryota; Metazoa; Chordata; Actinopteri; Pleuronectiformes; Cynoglossidae.